GCUGAUGUGGCGAUGCGGCUGGCAUGUACAGUACGUCUGGGCUGCAUUCAUGGUGGUGAUAGUGUCUGCUGGGUACAAGCCCACCCACCCCCCGUGUGGUGCAGUGGAUGCUGUUUCGCAUCCUGCGAUCUCGACUGCAUGUUUGAUGGAGAAUUUGGAAUUUCACAUGCCCCAUUCAUGACAAUAGCCAUUGUGUGGAGUGUUUGUACAGCGCUGCGUGAUGACGUUCGAUCUGGGCUGGGUUGGCGGUGAAUGGCGAUGGUUUGCUCUGUACCUAAAUUCAUCCCUUCCAGGAGGAAGGAAAAGGAUAUGGAAUCAAAAGUUUCGGCCGAAAAGAGGGACAAAGGAAGUCACCAUAUCUGAUCCUGGAGCAACGAUAAGUCAAUCAAUCGAUAAUAAUGGCGAGCCCGUCAUCGAAGCAAUUAGCGGAUGAGAGGCGUCUUAGCCCGUCUGACCUCUCGGAUUCUGUAGAUGAUCUGUCAGUUAGUCAGGAAAUUUUCUCUCCGGCCCAUCCCCUCCUCCCCGUCGCCGUACUUCGUGCAAUCAUCUAGCCUUCUUACAAAUCACCCGGCCUUCUCUCCUGAUGCUUUCUGAUCGCUUCGAUAAAGGCUUCCCGGGGUCUUUUCGGGGUCUUCGAUAGGCCCGGAUCCCUGUUCGGGCACUCCUUAGCCGGACCAGCUGAGGCGUCGAUAAUUAUUACUCGCGAUUAGCGAAGGAUUAAGAUUUUCUUUUGUGCACCUUCUGGCGCGGACGAUGCAAU
Messenger RNA from Aspergillus welwitschiae, 760 nucleotides. RefSeq lists its product as uncharacterized. The record is from RefSeq and is a predicted model, not a curated record. The transcript has a single exon. NCBI's taxonomy places the organism in Eukaryota, Fungi, Ascomycota, Eurotiomycetes, Eurotiales, Aspergillaceae. Bases 13 to 252 code for a protein of 79 amino acids.